Molecule: messenger RNA, 1026 nt
Organism: Vicia faba (fava bean)
Lineage: Eukaryota; Viridiplantae; Streptophyta; Magnoliopsida; Fabales; Fabaceae
Source: the annotation of a GenBank genome assembly
AUGAUUAGUCUUUUUUGGAAUAUCAGGGGUGUUGCUAAAGCUCCAUCGAGAUUAGCGCUUAAGAGGCUCAUCAAACUUCACAAGCCCGAUUUUGUUUUCAUUGAUGAACCCAAAAUGAGAAGGAUCUUCAGCCUUCUAUUCUUCAGUCCAUAUAACAGUUGUGGCGUUCACUAUUUGAUAGAUAUCAUAUUCUGGUUUGAUAAUUGGUGUGGCACCCCUCUGUACUUGGAUUAUCCUUCUUACAAUUUGAAUGACAAGCUUAUGGUAAAUCACUUCAUCGACCACAACACCUGGGAUCUCUCUUCUUGCCCGGUCCUGGAUUCCGUGAAGGUCAGGAUUAUAAAUAUGCAUAUUCCUUUUGACAUUCGGCCUGAUAAACGUAUUUGGAAACAUGACUCCUCGAGUGAGCUGACUCUCAAGCUUGCAUAUUAUUUUAAACGAGCUACUGGUGUUCCGGUUGAGUGGCGUCAGUUUAUUUGGUCUAAACACAUUCCUCCGUCCAAAUCUUUUAUUGCUUGGAGACUUUUAUUGCGGAAAUUUCCUUCUGAUGAGCAGCUCAAGAUUCUAAAUUUCUCUUUGCCUUCUAAAUGUAGCUUGUGUGGUAAUGCCGGUGAAUCCGAUCAUCAUUUGUUUUUUUACUGCAGUUAUGCAGCUAGUCUUUGGUCUUGGCUGCUUGUUGCUUUUCAAAACAACUCUUCCAUUACUUGCUGGAAUGAUAUUUGGAGGCUGUCCAAUAUCUGUUGUUCUAAAAUUAGUUUGUUGGUUUUUAAAGUAGUGACUAUUUUUAUCAUUAAUGCAAUUUGGAUGGCUCAUAAUAGUUCUAGAUUCAAAGAGAAAUUCAUCACAGUAUCUUCUUCAAAAGUCUAUAUUUUGUCUACUUGUUCUUUAGCCGGUGAGCACUCUUCAGUGCUUUGUCACAUUAGAAUGUCGGAUUUUGUUUUACUUAAAUUCUUCAAAAUCAGGAUCAAGCCUCCUAAUGCGCCGAAGAUUGUUGAAGUUAUCUUGAAGCCGCCUCCCCAAAACUAG